AUGACCAAAAUUCCCCAACACCUGAACCUUUCACCUAAAGUCUUUGGGUUCACCGUUUAUGUCCAUAUCCCGAAACACGAGAGAACCAAACUAUCACCUUGUGCAACAAAAUGUGCCUUUGUCGGGUAUGGGAUAAACCAGAAGGGAUACCGAUGUUUUGACCCUCUCACCAAAAAGGUCAUUACUACCAUGAACUGUAACUUCCUAGAAACCGAAUUCUUUUACCACACCCACCUUAGUAGUCAGGGGGAGAGUGAUCCAGGUAGUUCACCAGACUAUCUAAGUUGGGUUGUGCCACUUCCAAACUCUUCGAUUGAGGAUCCAACAGAACCAGUUGUUAUUGCCGCCGAGCAAGUCUCACCACAAGAGUCAUCUCAUUCGCCGUCCCCGGAUCCUCCUUCAAUGAUAUCCGAGGUAAUUCCUGAACCCGAUCCUAGUGAGAAUACAGUUUCUCCUAACCCCUUGAGUCCAGAUUUCCCCGAAGAAGAUAAUACGAUUGACAGUGAUACUGGAGGGUACGUUCUCCCUCAUCGGACUACAAGAGGAAUACCACCAAAGAGAUACUCCCCUGAGAAGAUUGGGAAGAAGAGCCGUUAUGGAGUAGCAAAUUUUGUGCAAGGGAAUUUGGCUAAAAUGGCACGGGCUUUCGAAGCCGCACUGUAUGAGGAAGAGGAAAUUCCACAAUCGGGCAGAGGAAGCAAUGAAACAUAA
Molecule: messenger RNA, 711 nt
Organism: Salvia splendens (bonfire salvia)
Lineage: Eukaryota; Viridiplantae; Streptophyta; Magnoliopsida; Lamiales; Lamiaceae
Exons: 1
Coding region: 1-711 (236 amino acids)
Source: RefSeq, a predicted model, not a curated record